This is a messenger RNA of Aspergillus oryzae RIB40, 2202 nucleotides long. RefSeq lists its product as uncharacterized. The record is from RefSeq and is a predicted model, not a curated record. Gene Ontology annotation, biological process: carbohydrate metabolic process. Lineage: Eukaryota; Fungi; Ascomycota; Eurotiomycetes; Eurotiales; Aspergillaceae. Bases 1 to 2202 code for a protein of 733 amino acids. The transcript is spliced from 7 exons.
AUGUCGUCCGUCGGUAUAACCCCAUACGUCGGCAACGGCAAUUUCGCCUUCGGAGCCGACAUCACCGGCUUGCAGACAUUGCUUCCUUUCAACAUACUUUCUUCAUGGUGUUGGUGCAACGACUCUCUACCAACAACCGCUAACCAGACAGAGCCAUCAGACUUCACUGGCAUGGACUGGUUGACACAUGACCGCCUUGUGAACUAUGAUAUACAGAACCCGGCCGAAGCAGAGAUUUCCCAGUGGCUAGUUGCCAAUCCACAUCGGGCCAAUCUUGGCCGGGUAGGGUUCCUCUAUAAGGGAAACAAUAUCUCUAGUGACGAUAUCACUGGAAUAAGGCAGAGUCUUGAUCUGUAUAGCGGCAUUUUGACAUCGGAGUUUACCCUGCAUGGACAAAUUGUUUCUGUUACGACAAUUGGAGAUCCCUCUUCUGAUAUCAUUGCUGUUGAUGUGCAAUCCUCGCUGUUGGUGGAUGGCUCCUUGAGACUGAACAAGUUUGAGGCUCCAUUUGUAGGUAACUGGACUGCAGUAUCGGAGCAUACUACUGCCUUGAAUAUUAUUACAGAAAAUGAAGCUGCGAUCGGACACUCACUGGGGGGCACGACAUACUAUAACACCAUCGAGUGGGAACAGACAGGCCAGAUAACAGGCCCUUUUCAUGGGACACACCGAUAUCUACUCCAACCUACUGGAAAGACGAAUCGAUUCACAGUCAGUACCGAGUUUUCUGCAUCCUCAAGAACGAGUAUAAAGCCGUUCGCCGCUGUCAAAGAAGCCUCCAUUCACUGGUGGGCUCAACACUGGGAAUCUGGCGCAUUUGUAGACCUAACGGAAUCAGGCUCUUCAGACGCAGAGGAACUGCAGCGCCGUAUUAUUCUGUCACAGUACCUGCUCGCCGUGAACAGUGCCGGUAAGGAUCCUCCCCAAGAAUCUGGUCUCCAAAACAAUGGCUGGUACGGCAAAUUCCACCUUGAGAUGGUAUUCUGGCAUCUGGGCCACUGGGCGCGGUGGAAUAAAUGGGAUAUGUUAGAUCGCAGUCUUGGUGUAUAUUCCCGGUUUCUACCCUCGUCUAUCGAGCGUGCAAAAAGGCAAGGAUACGCUGGUGCGCGACUGGGGAAAAUGAGUGAUCCAUCCGGGGCAUCGGCUCCUGGAUCACAAAAUGCCUUACUUAUCUGGCAGCAACCACACCCGAUGUAUUUUGCUGAGCUGGAGUAUCGCUCGUCACCGAACGUCGAAACUCUGAAAAAAUGGGAUUAUAUCCUGGACGAGCUCGCGACGUGGAUGGUUUCUUAUGCGUGGUGGAACGUGUCUACUCAAGUAUAUGACCUUGGUCCACCGAUGUAUCCAUCAUCGGAGAAUACGAGUCCCAAUUCAACAUACAACCCGACCUUCGAACUGGCCUAUUGGAGGUUUGGUCUCAAGAUUGCCUCGGACUGGAAAACUCGACAGGGAAUCUUGGUUCCUGAAUCUUGGACUCGAGUGCUCAAUAAUCUUGCACCAUUGCCCAUAGUUGAUGGCGCAUACUCCAUCUGUGCUGAUCUGCCGGAUAUGUGGAAUAAGAGUAGCUACACAUCCGACCAUCCCAGCCAGAUUGCAGUCUAUGGGCUUUUACUGCCUACAGAAGGUGUAGAUCCAUCAACUGUGAACGCUACCAUGGAUCUAAUUGCCCAAACAUGGAAUUUCACGGCUUCUUAUGGAUGGGAUUUCCCGAUGCUAGCCAUGACAUCGCUUCGUUUGGGCAAUGUUGAUCAGGCUGUUGAGUAUUUACUCCACUCUAACUUUCAGUUCGAUGAUGUGGGUAAUCCUGUGGGGACGGUGGUCCCGACGCCAUAUUUCCCAGCGUCCUCAGCCUUUCUGCUUGCGGUUGCAAUGAUGGCUGGUGGGUGGGACGGUGAUGAGGGAAUACAUUUUCCAAAGAGCUGGGGAGCGAAAGUUGAGGGACUUUCGGACCAUACACUUAAGCGUCACAAUGAUAACUUCAUUCUGAUCUCAAUUAAAACUAAGGACCGCAAAGGUUUAUCCAUCUCAAUAGAGUGUACAUCUUCACAAAGCACCAUCUGUUCUUCGAGCAGCCCUGGGGUAUCGUUGGCAGCCUCCUCGCCUCGGGGAACAACCCGAGCAAGAAUGGUGCUGGGUAUAGCAGUAACAAGGAGGAGGCCGAUGUUGAGCUUCAUUUUUGCUUGUCUAUGGCUGUCAGCUUAA